This is a messenger RNA of Poecilia latipinna (sailfin molly), 5482 nucleotides long. RefSeq names its product regulator of G-protein signaling 6-like. The record is from RefSeq and is a predicted model, not a curated record. The coding region runs from base 519 to 1988 and encodes 489 amino acids. Gene Ontology annotation, molecular function: GTPase activator activity. Gene Ontology annotation, biological process: intracellular signal transduction; positive regulation of GTPase activity; G protein-coupled receptor signaling pathway. Gene Ontology annotation, cellular component: neuron projection; cytoplasm. Lineage: Eukaryota; Metazoa; Chordata; Actinopteri; Cyprinodontiformes; Poeciliidae. The transcript is spliced from 17 exons.
UCUCCUCCCUCUUUAUAUUCUCUCUAAUUCCUUCAUCCCUCCCACUUUUUCAGCUUGAUCUGCCCCUCUCCGUUGCACAGUGUCUACGCUCUCUCUCGUUCUCUCUCUCUCUCUCACACACACUCAGUCUUUCGCUCUCGCUCGCUCGCAUGCAGACCGAGGGAGAGGAAGGGAUGAACGAGGUGCACACAUGUGAGGAUCUCCUCAACUGCCAGAGCAAGGCAGGACUGGCUACGAGAGAAGACGAAGAGGAGGAGGAGGAGGAGGAGGAGGUCUAGAGGAAUACUGCAGUGGCCAUCCAGCUUCCUUUUCUUCAGAGUUCUCACUCUCCAUCUCUCUUUGCUUCACUGCUUUCAUCCCCCCCCACCCCCUCCUCACCGCCCUGUCUUCUUCAUCCACUCUUCCCUACUGCUAGCUACACCAUGAAGCCGCCUGCUGCUUGUUGCUAAGGGGGCAGCCAACCGGGGGGAGCAGAGUGAACCAGGCGUUAUUUUUGUGUUUUCAAGGCCUUACUGAAAAUGGCGGAGGGGUCCAAAGAUCAGGGAGCGACUGGCGCUGCAGAACCAGAGGAAGACUCCCCCAAUAUGAUUGUCUACAGAAAGAUGGAAGACAUCGUUACGCGGAUACAAGAUGAGAAAGCAGGAGGAGUUGCCAUCCGGACCGUUAAAAGCUUCCUCUCAAAGAUCCCGAGUGUGGUAUCAGGGGCAGACAUUGUUCAGUGGCUGAUGAAAAACCUCUCCAUUGAGGAUCCAGCUGAAGCCAUCCACCUCGGCAGUCUGAUCGCGGCCCACGGCUACAUCUUCCCCAUCUCUGACCACGUCCUGACCUUAAAGGAUGACGGGACCCACUACCGCUUUCAGUCUCCAUACUUCUGGCCUUCAAACUGCUGGGAACCCGAGAACACAGACUAUGCCAUUUACCUGUGCAAGCGCACCAUGCAGAAUAAAGCCAGACUCGAGCUUGCAGACUACGAAGCAGAGAACCUCGCUCGGCUGCAGAGGGCUUUCGCCAGAAAGUGGGAAUUCAUCUUCAUGCAAGCUGAGGCUCAAGUCAAGAUCGACAGAAAGAAGGACAAGGCAGAGAGGAAGAUCCUCGACAGCCAGGAGAGGGCGUUCUGGGAUGUUCAUCGACCAGUGCCAGGCUGCGUCAACACCACGGAGAUGGACAUCCGCAAGUGUCGGAGAGAGAAGAACCCACACAGGGUGAAAAAGUCGGUCUACGGAGUGCCAGACGACGGCCAGAGCCAACCAAGUCCAAUCCACAUCAGUUCCCAGCCGAGCAGGAAGCCCACCAAAGAGGAUGUUCAGAAGGAGAUAACCUUUUUGAACAUCCAGCUUGACAGACACUGUAUGAAGGUUUCCAAAGUGGCCGACAGCCUGAUGACCUACACAGAGCAGUUCAUGGAAUAUGACCCCUUUGUUUCGGGCGUGGAGCCCUCAAACCCAUGGAUUAGUGACGACGCCACCUUCUGGGACAUGGAGGCAAGCCGUGAUCCCAGUCAGCAGCGGGUGAAGAAGUGGGGCUUCUCCCUGGAGGAGGCGCUGAAGGACCCGGCGGGACGGGACCAGUUCCUGAAGUUCCUGGAGUCAGAGUUCAGCUCAGAGAACCUGCGGUUCUGGAUGGCGGUGCAGGAUCUGAAGCGACGGCCACUCCAGGAGGUUUCCACCAGGGCCCAGGAGAUCUGGCAGGAGUUUCUGGCCGAGGGAGCGCCGAGCUCCAUCAACCUGGACUCUCACAGCUACGAGCGGACCAGCCAGAACCUCAAAGACCCCGGGCGAUACAGCUAUGAAGACGCUCAGGAGCACAUAUUCAAGCUCAUGAAAAGUGACAGCUAUGCACGCUUUUUGCGAUCCAACAUCUACCAAGACCUCCUGUCAGCCAGAAAAAAGCAGCCAGCAGACACUGAACAAGGUCGUCGCACCUCCUUGGAGAAGUUCACCCGCAGCGUGAAGAACACAAUAGAAAAUUUGAGGUGGGAAAUGUUUUAAGAGAUUAGAGGCUUUGUAGUUUGUAGAUUACUUCUCCCAUCAGCAUAUCAGACUCCUAAUGAUGUCUUUGUUAUUAUUACUGUUUUAUUUAACUUUCCAGGGGAAGUCUUUGACGGGAAAGCGUCUGACAGGCCUUAUGCAGUCAUCCUGACACAGCCUGUCCUGGAGAGCCACGACCAGACCCUGCAGAUGGGCUGACAGUCACACAGGGGCCGGGGCAGGGGCGCAGACAGCGGAGCCGGGGUGCACAGGGCUGCUGCGGAGGCUCUCGGACACUGCUUCGAGGUCUGCUGCUGUUCUGCUGCUGCAGUGCUGGGUCUACUGGGCCGAACCACCCAAACAGAACCACUGCGGAAGAGACGAUGCCUACAAGACGAUCCUCAGCUAACGAAUCACACGGCAUGCGGUGUAAAAGAAUAAGCACAUUCAAACUAAUACUGCCCUGUCUUUGUCAUCCAGAACGGCAAACGGUUGUCCGGCUUGACUUGGCUUAUUCAUUUUAUUGUUUUCAUAUUCUUUCAUUUUUGUUUUCCACAAUACUUUGGGGCCAUAAAUGUUAAAAGGAGGUGUGCAUCUGUUCUCACAAGGCAGUCAGCAAUAAAAACAAACAAAUCUGAAACAAUGAAGAAAAGUCCACCCAGCUUCUUUUGAUAUCUGUAAAUCAUCCAUCAUAAUGUCUUUAUUGAAGUAAGUAAGAAAAGUCUGGUGAUUAGUAAAAGUUCAGACCCCCAAUUCAUAUAAAAAGCAGAUUCUUCAAUCUUCAUUACAUUCCAAAAUCUGAGAUAAGGGCUUAAUGUAGCAACCAUACGGCACUGAUGCAUGUUUAAUCCUGAUGUCCUUGUUGAGAGUCACAUUUUAGCAGCGCUGCUUUGUAAUGAGACCUGUGCCUAGAAGGUGGGUUUGGCUGACUGCUCGUACACUUAACCAACUCCAAAAGUCUGUGCGAAUACCUUAGAGGCCUAAAAGCGUGACUCACUAGUACGGUUAAGUGAAACAUUGUGAUUUGAGCUUUUAGUGUUGACAUGGUCUGUGUGCCGUCGCAAAAAUAAUUAGAAAAUAAGAUCCGUCUGCUGCCGGGGUCAGUGUUUUAGAGCAUUGCUGAAAGUCUUCAGUGCCAUGGGAGCUUCCAUCUAGUGGUGCAUAAUAAACCACAGGACCGUCAACAGUGUUCCAGGACUCCACUGUGCUGUGAAUACAUCAUGUUAAAAGAUGAUACAGGUGCAUUUAAAUAAGUUUGAACAUAAUGAAAAAGUAAAUGUAUUCAAGUAAUUCAGUCCAACCUAACUACAGUGACCUGGAGGAGGGGAAUGAGGCAGAACACAUGAAGCAUGGGACGUCACGCCCUUGCAUGUCCUAAUUAUGCUUUUAGGCAAAUAACAUGUGACCAAAGAACCAUAAUGCUGCCAUUGUCACAGUGAUUCUCUGGUACGUCUGAAACAGGCUAACUGCAGCCAGUGCUCUUUGUAAGCCUGUUUGUCUCAUCGGUGUUAGUCAAGGCUGUCUGAAUGGCAAAUCUUCCCAUAGAGCGGUGACUGUCCUGUGCUCUUUGGAGCUUCCUGUUUCAGGAAUUAGCAUCAAGCUAAAGCACUCACAGCAAAAGUCAGCCAAGGGUGUGAUAUCUCAUAUUACAUGUGUGGUACCGAGUGACAGACUGACUGGAAACUUGUUUGUAGAUUCAUUACACACAGAGGUAUACAUUUUAAGUAUUUAUUUCCGUUAAUUUGAUGAAUUAUUGUGGAUUGCCAGUGAACUCCCAAAUUUCAUUUUCUCUCAAAUUAAAUAUUUGAACAGUAUGUUUAGAACAAAUUUUUCAAAAUGGACUUAUAACAUAGUAUGUGCUUACAGUAUUUAGUCUGGGGUAUUUUAGCAUAAAUUACUGCGUCAAUGAAGGAUGGCAUGGAGAUAAUCAGCCGCCGGAGUCAGGUAGCCCAGGUUGCUUUGAUAGCAGCCUUUAGCUUGUCUGUAUUGUUGGCUUUAGUGUCUCUCCUCUUCAUAUUGAUAAAUGAGGAAGAUUAUUCUGUAUUAAAUUUAAGAUAGUCCUAUUCACUGGGACAUAAAACAUCAUCUCCUGAAAACUAGUCAGAAAAUGGAAGCAUUAAAAAUCUCCUCGCGGAUACAUUCACUAAUUGACACCAGGAUAUGAAAUGACUCCCCAAGUUCUCACUCUGUGGAAACUUCACUAUUGUGAACUUCGUACCUUGGAUUGUGUGGCUUCACUCUAAAUUUACUUUAACCUUGAAGGAGGACUUUGGCUUCCUGAGCCCAGAGUUUUGUCCUGAGCCCAGAUAAGACAUUUCUGAAAUUGUCUGUGGUUGAGGACUAGCUUGAAAGUUUCAGAUUAUGUCCUGGGUUCAUCUGUGUGUGAUGGCUCUCAAAGUACAAAUUUCAGCUGUUGUCCAUGUCUUGAGAAUCUUCUCCAAAUCCUUGAAUCUGCAUUGCUUCAUUGUUUUGGUUAUCACUGUUGUCAAUCAAAGAUUUUCCUUCCACUCAACUUUCUAUCAAUGUUCUUUAACACCAAACUUUCCUCAUUUUGCAAGCUACCAAUAACUGUCGAAUGGACAAUAAUCAUGUCAGCACUCUUCUCUAUGGCUGAGUGGGCAAUAAAAUAACAUUUCAGGGUUUUUUUUUUUGUUUGUUUUGUAUUAUUCUCUUUUGAACUUGGUUUUAUGCUAACUCGUAAUCUUAACAGAAGCAAAGAUCUGUGUGUAAUGAAUCUAUUCUGGUUAUAUUCUAAUUAUAUUCUUUGAUGACUUGCUGCCCUGUGAAGGACAUCUUCUGCUUUGUUGCACGGAUAUCUCAAGUGUCAUUCUCUGAAACAAUUACCCAUUUUUAUUUCUCUCUGUCUGAUAACUGUCGAGUGUUUGUCAUGUGGAAAAUGGUGCAUGUUAGAGCACGACGAGGUGCAGGGGACAGAGCUGGAGCAGGACUCACUAAUGAAUGGACAUCUGACAUCUGAAAUGGAUUGAAGAGGAAGCAAUGAGGUCCCUUUGCUCCAUUGUGGCUGCUGCCUUCUUCUACACACAAGAAGUGCUGGGACACAUCUCCCCCCGGAGGCCACUGACUGCAACAGUGAAAAAUUAGAACGCGCCGUUGACUAAGUCUCAUCGGUUAUUUUUUAGUAGUCAUUGCAAUGCACUGUACAUGUCAUGACGCUAAUUAUUCUUAUUAACCUAACCCAGUAACCUCCUAAAUGUAAGGUAGAGAGAUGCUUAAGUCGAGUCUAUGUACCAAAUGUUAUCCUCAGCACAAACAUGGUGACACUGCGUGCCAAGUGCGUUGUAAAUUUAAAAAAAAAAAAAAAAAAACUGGUUACAUUUCAUUAUCCGAAAGCACACUUUAGUAUGAUGCGAGCACAUUACUAUGCAUGUUACAUAUUCAGGGCAUUUUGUGCUUUUAGUUUCUCGAUCAGCAAGAUAACUACUGGCACUCUAAAACACUCAAAGCACUUGUUAUCUGUUCACGGGUACCAAAUAAUAAAAAUCUCUGGACCUGUC